AUUUGCCUUGCCCGCGGCCGGCUGACACCCUCGUGUCCGAAAGCAGAUCCAAAGGCAGCAGCAGCGGCAGCAGCAGCAGCAGCAAAGGGGGGAGCCGCAGCUGCUGCAGCAGAUUCGCCCCCCUGCUGUACCCUGGGGGGCCCCCCAUUACAAACCAAACCAGGGGGGCCCCCCUUGAGUUCCUCGAGGGCCCCCAAAGAUAAAAGCAAAAGGCGCAGCAACAAAACUAAACGCCGCAGUCCCAGCCCUGAGUACCCUGGGGGCCCCCUGAGGGGCCCCCUUGGGGGCCCCCUUAGGGGGCCCCCAGGGGGCCCCCUUACGGGACCCCCUGGGGGCCCCUUGGGGGCCCCGAAAGCAAAGGUAAGGGGACACAAGAGGGAAAGUAGAAGCGGAUUUGGUAGUUUUGUAAAUGGCAAAACUAGAGGAUGGCCCAGCAGCAGGUCCAGCAGCAGCAGCAGCAGCAGGAGCAGCAGCAGCUGCAGCAGCAGGGAGCAGCGGCGGCGCAAGGCGCAGCAGCGACAGAAGCACUUGAAGCUUUCAAGUCCUUUAAGACAAGGAAGAACCCACGAGGAAAUCAGAGACAGAGAGGAUCCUCCUGUGGAUGGUUUUAUGAGGAAUCUUGUGGGAUUGGAAACGAACGAAAUGAAGGAAAUUUUGCUCAAGCUGUUAGAUUGCAGAAGACUAGAAACUCAAAUCCAAUACGACCUGCAGCAGUUGCAGCUCUGCGACUCUCUCCUUUCCCAAGCAAACGCCUCUAAACGGGGGGCCCCUGGGGCUCUUUCGGGGGCCCCCUCUCCCUCGGGGGCCUCUGGGGUCCCCGGGGCCCAUAAGAACCCUGGGGCCCCCAAGGCCCCGGCGGCCCCUGGCGUUCCUGGGGCCCUUAAGGCCCCUGGGACCCCUGCAGCUUUUGGGGCCCCUGGGACCAUUGGGGUCCCUGGCGUCCCUGGGGCCCCUAAGGCCCCUGGGGCCCCUGGGGCUCCUGCAGCUUUUGGCGCCCCUGGGACCAUUGGGACCCCGGGGGCCCUUGGGGCCCCUGGGACCAUUGGGGCCCCUGGGGCCCUUGGGGCCCCCGGUACCAUUGGGGCCUUUGGGGCCCUUGGGGCCCCUGGGACCAUUGGGGCCCCUGGGAUGCCCACAGGGGGCCCCAAAGGAGCCUUGGGGGCCCCUAUGGGCCCUUCGUCAGCCUUAGUUCAAUCACAGCAAGAGCAACAAAGUCUGAAACGGGCUCCUUCGAUCAAGGUCGCUAAGCAGCAGCAGCAGCAGCAGCAGCAGCAGGCCAAGAAUGCCAACAACCAAGGGGGCCUCUCGCUGGUUGACGCUGCACUUAUUGUGGGCCUACACCCCGCGGGGCUUUAA
Molecule: messenger RNA, 1356 nt
Organism: Eimeria tenella
Lineage: Eukaryota; Apicomplexa; Conoidasida; Eucoccidiorida; Eimeriidae
Exons: 3
Source: RefSeq, a predicted model, not a curated record